Messenger RNA from Closterium sp. Naga37s-1, 999 nucleotides. The record is from the annotation of a GenBank genome assembly. NCBI's taxonomy places the organism in Eukaryota, Viridiplantae, Streptophyta, Zygnematophyceae, Desmidiales, Closteriaceae.
AUGCGAGAAAGCGGUCUGCAGUUCAGACGGCGCAAGCAACGGCUGCAGAGAAGAGUCGGGCUGUUGUGGGGGUGGGGAAUCCGAGGGGGGGCGGAUCGGUCUGGGACUGUUGUUAGCAGCGGGAUAGCGGCGAAUACAGCCGUGGAGGCAGGAAGGUUGCGUGCAACCCUGGUCGAGAAGAGGAAAGCGGAACAACGCAAAAAGGCUGAGGAGGACCGCAAGCGUGCACAGGAGGAGAAACGGGUGCGGCAGGAUAAGGCGAAGGAGGCAGAGCGGUCAGAGAGAGCGGCGGAGGAAAAAGGCAAGGCGGAGGAAGAGAAGAGGAUGCGGGAGGAGCAGGCGAAGGAGGCAGAGCGGUCAGAGAGAGAGGCGGAGGAAAAGCGCAAGGCGGAGGAAGAGAAGAGGAUGCGGGAGGAGCAGGCGAAGGAGGCGGAGUGGUCAAAGAGAGCGGCGGAGGAAAAGCGCAAGGCGGAGGAAGAGAAGAGGAUACGGGAGGAGCAAUCGAAGGAGGCGGAGCGGGCAGAGAGAGCGGCGGAGGAAAAAUGCAAGGCGGAGGAAGAGAAGAGGAUGCGGGAGGAGCAGGCGAAGGAGGCACAGCGGGCAGAGAGAGCGGCGGAGGAAAAACACAAGGCGGAGGAAGAGAAGAGGGUGCGGGAGGAGCAGGCGAAGGCGUUGAAGGUUGCUGAAGAGAAGCGGGCGGAGGCAUUGAAGCUGAAAAUGGAGCUCCAGGCAAAGCGUGAGAGGAUGCAGGCACAAAUGGAGGAACUUGCAAAGUUAGAGGAAGCUGCGAAAGAGGAAGAGGAGAGGCAACAGAAAAAGUUGGAGGCGCAGAAGGAGAAGAUGGAAAAGGGCAACAGAUUGCGGCGGAGGAUGUGGAGAGGGCAGCAGGGCAAGGGCAGGGAGGAGACGCGAUUCUUAGCGUGGUCCGACAGCCGGGAUUCUUCACGUGGAGUGUGGAGCGUGCUCAACCACAUGGACAUGGACAAGUACGAAGAGUGA